This is a messenger RNA of Anopheles funestus (African malaria mosquito), 4593 nucleotides long. RefSeq lists its product as uncharacterized. NCBI's taxonomy places the organism in Eukaryota, Metazoa, Arthropoda, Insecta, Diptera, Culicidae. The coding region runs from base 14 to 4495 and encodes 1493 amino acids. Gene Ontology annotation, molecular function: nucleic acid binding. The record is from RefSeq and is a predicted model, not a curated record. The transcript has 2 exons. Gene Ontology annotation, biological process: DNA integration.
UGAAAUCCAACCAAUGAAAAAGGAGUGUUCGGAAACACUCAACAAACUGGUGGAUGAGUUUGAGAAGAACUUGCGAAUGCUAGAAAAAGAAGGAGAAAGGGUCGAGGGAUGGAGUACUCUCCUAGUGUUUCGUUUAAGCUCUCUUUUGGACUCCACAACUAUGCGACAUUGGGAGUUACACAGAAGAUCAACAAAGAUUCCAACAUACGCGGAUUUGAUUACUUUCCUACGCGGUCAUGUUCAUGUGUUGAAAUCCGUUAGUAAAGCAUCGAACAUCAGGACACCGGAAUCUUCACGUUCAGCAUCCCAUAGCGGCAUUAAGCACCAACCACAACGGCAACAAACAGUGCAUGCAACGACAGAUAAUGCAGAGAAGUGUGUGGUUUGUAGUGCAGUGAAACAUUCUGUAUUCCGUUGUGAAGUGUUUAACAAAAUGAGUGUUGCCGACAGAAGAAAUCUGGUUCAGUCGAAAAAUCUGUGCUUCAACUGCCUUUCAUCAUCCCACAAGCGAAAUCAGUGUACGUCUAGUUCAUGUAAAGUUUGCGGAGCCAAACACCACACAAUGCUGCACAACCAGGAAGACUCGGUAACUAAAAGCCCUUCUGACGCACCCGCGGCAGAAACCAGCGCGCUCACGUCGUCACAAUCUCUGACUCAUUGUUCAGUGAAUGAACGAAGUACCACCGUGCUACUACAGACGGUAGUACUGAAGGUAGUAGACUCUAACGGACAACCUCAAUUAGUUCGCGCAUUGCUCGAUUCAGCAUCGCAGCUAAAUAUUGUCAGUUCGCGGCUGAUUCAACGUCUCCGCAUACCCAGACAGAGAGAACAUCAUUCCAUCGGAGGUAUUGGACAGUCUGCAACCGUCUCGAAACAUGCAGUUCAUCUCGUGCUUCAAUCCCGAAAUAGCGACUACACUACUACCGCAAAAUUCAGGAUACUUAAUCAGGUUACGCGCGAUCUUCCAGUAUUUAAGGUAAAUACAUCGAAAUGGAAGAUGCCGGAACAUAUUGAUCUUGCGGAUCCUUCCUUCUACGAACCCGGACCGAUCGAUCUAAUCAUCGGAGUAGAACUCUACUUUGACAUCGUGGAAGAAGGACUUACAAAACUGCCGUAUGGAAAGUUGGCUUUACAGAACACUGUAUUCGGAUGGGUAGUGGCUGGAAGAGUCGCGGUUGACAACCCUAGCACGGACACUUCAAUUGCGAUGCAUAUUAACAGUUCAACGAUUGAAGAGCAGUUAGGCAAAUUUUGGGAGCUUGAAACAUGCCGAUCCACCAGCAUACUAUCAGUGGAGGAAAGUGUUUGCGAAAAGCAGUUUACAGACACAACAGUUCGGAAUGCAGAUGGCCGAUUCAUUGUGCAUUUGCCUAAACGAAAAGAGAAGCUUUCUCUUCUGGGAAAUUCUAAGGAGAUUGCCAUUCGCCGCUUUCAGUCCUUAGAACGUCGAUUAUCCUCAAAUCCAACCUUGAAGACUGCUUAUUCCGAAUUUAUCCACGAGUAUAUUCAGCUGAACCAUAUGAGUGAAGUAAGUGAUCAGACGACCGAUGAAUCAUCAUGCUGCUAUUACUUACCACAUCACUGCGUGGUACGACCGGACAGUACCACAACGAAAUUGCGUGUAGUGUUCGACGCAUCUUGUGCUUCCGAUUCGGGAGUAUCAUUGAAUGAUGCUUUGAUGAUUGGGCCAACAUUACAAGAUGAUCUGCUGUCCAUCCUUCUUCGCUUCCGGACACCGAAAUUCGUAAUGAUAGCAGAUAUCGAGAAAAUGUAUCGGCAGAUCCUCGUCAGCCCAGUCGAUCGCCCUUUACAACGAAUCAUCUGGCGUGAUUCUACAACCGAACGACUACGCACCUUUCAACUGAAUACGGUGACCUAUGGAACAUCAUGUGCACCGUAUUUAGCCACCAAAUCCCUGCAAGUGCUCGCUGAACAUGGAGCUACAACACACCCUGAAGCAGCUGUAAUCCUUAAACGAGAUUUUUACAUGGAUGAUAUGCUGACCGGAGUUGACAACAUCAAAGAAGGCCAAACGCACCUACCACACCAUCUACAAGACGAGCGCAAUGUCUACAACCUGGACUCCAAGACGGCAAUAAUCAAAACGCUUGGAUUAAAAUAUCAUCCAUCCGAUGAUGUCUUCCUGUUUGAUGUUCCGAAGUGGGUUACAGCAGACUCCAUUACGAAACGAAUUGCCGUAUCAGAUUCAGCCAAACUGUUUGAUCCGCUGGGAUUGGUGGGACCCGUCAUUGUUUUGGCCAAAAUGUUUCUGCAGGAACUCUGGAUGCUACAGCUAACCUGGGAUGAACCGCUCGACCAGGAGUUGCAAGGCCGGUGGUUAACAUUUCGAGAGCAACUAACAAGCCUGAAGUCUUUAAAAAUCCAACGUCGAGUACUUACCAACAAAUUGGGUUCUGUUCAGAUGCAUUGUUUCUGUGAUGCAUCGGAGCGAGCAUAUGGAGCGGCAAUAUAUAUUCGAUCUGUAGACGAGGAUGGACGAGCGACAGUUAAUCUACUCACGGCUAAAUCCAGAGUUGCUCCCCUUGGAAACUCUCGUAAGCAAAGGAGAAUUUGUUUACCGCGUUUGGAAUUAUCUGCCGCACUUUUAGCAGCUCAUCUUUACGAGAAGGUUACUAACGCGUUAAACUUUCGGGUGGAGACUUCUUUCUGGUCUGACUCUACAAUAGUACUUCAUUGGUUGGCUUCAAGUCCGUCGCGAUGGAAGACGUUUGUGGCCAACCGAGUGUCGGAAAUUCAACAUGUGACUUCAGGGCUACCAUGGUAUCAUGUUCCGGGGAAGCAGAACCCAGCCGACAUCAUUUCUCGUGGUAUGGAUCCGGAGCAUCUCGCGUCUUGUGACCUGUGGUGGCAUGGACCUGACUGGCUAACCAAGUCAAAGGUGGAAUGGCCCAUUACUGGUUUGACCAUGGAUACCGAUUUUGAAUCCGACGCGCUUGAGCAACGACAAGUGUCGCUGAUUACACAAGCUGUACCCCCUAACCCACUGUAUGAUUUACAUUCUUCCUACUCUGGUCUUCAACGCAGGAUCGCAUGGCUGUAUCGGUUCAUCUACAAUUCCAAGCCAGCCAACCGCGGAAAGAGACGACGAUCGCAUUUAACGUUGGAGGAACUGGACAAUGCCACCAAAUGUCUAGUACGCCUAGCUCAACGUGAAGCUUUUGGUAACGAUCUUUCCAGUUUAUCAAAGGGUAUUCAAAUCAACAAAAAGUCACCACUGAAAUUGCUAGCACCGUACGUGGAAGAUGGACUACUGAGAGUAGGUGGGCGUCUUCGACAUGCUGCGAUUUCAAACGACCGAAAACAUCCUUACAUACUGCCAGCGGGUCAUCCAUUGACUGAGAAACUGGCCACGUACUACCAUCAUAAAUUUCUUCAUGCCGGUCCGCAGCUUCUUAUUGCUAGCAUUAGAGAACGGUUUUGGCCGUUACGCGCCAAAAACCUAGCAAGAAGAAUAGUGCAUUCCUGUCAUCGAUGCUUCCGCUGCCGACCCACCGUACAGCAACAAAUAAUGGGUGAUCUACCGGCCGAGCGAGUCACUCCAACUUUCCCCUUUCUUCAAACCGGUGUCGAUUUGUGUGGUCCCAUUCAUCAUCGACCCUCUCAACGCAAGGCACAGCCGAUUAAGGGAUAUGUGGCGAUCUUCAUAUGUAUGACGGUCAAAGCUGUCCAUCUGGAACUGGUUGCUGAUUUGUCCACGAACGCAUUUCUGGCGGCACUUCGAAGGUUCAUCUCGCGACGUGGAAAACCAGCCUUAAUCGAGUGUGACAACGCCAAAAAUUUCCUGGGUGCAUCUCGCGAGAUUGCUUCACUGGCGAAGCAAUUCAACAACGAAUGGCGAACUAAGGUAACCACUUCUUGCGUUGACGAAGGUAUCCCUUUCAAGUUCAUCCCUCCUCGAUCGCCAAAUUUUGGAGGCCUCUGGGAGGCCGCCGUCAAAUCUUUCAAAUCUCAUCUUCGGCCUACCUUAGGAAACGCAAUCCUUACGAGCGAAGAAAUGAACACUCUACUCAUUCAAAUUGAAGGAUGCCUGAACUCGAGACCCCUAACCCCGCUGUCUAGCGAACCGUCGGAUAUGGAGGUAUUGACUCCAGGUCAUUUUUUAAUUCAUCGCCCCAUCGUGUCUCUUACCGAACCUUCGCUGGAGAAUCUACCGUGGAACCGUCUCGAUAGGUGGCAACAGGUUCAGGAAUAUCUUAGACGAUUAUGGAAAAGAUGGUCAACCGACUACUUAUCCGGCUUGCAGCCCCGCACAAAAUGGACCCAGCAGCGCAACAACAUUCAGCAUGGAACGAUGGUUCUUUUAAAGGAGGACGGGUUGCCGCCCUUCAAAUGGUGUCUCGGGCGGAUUAUACAAGUCGUCAAAGGCGCAGACGACAAUAUACGCGUGGUAGUGGUUAAAACAAAAGACGGGGAAUUUAAAAGAGGUAUCUCAAAAAUUUGCGUUCUUCCGAGCCGCGAGCAACUGGCUGAUUAGGGUUGAAUUAGGGUCGAGUAAUUCAACGCGGGGGAAUAUGUUACGGCAAAAACAUGUUUUCUUAAAGUACAAUUCUAGCCAGGUAACGCCCUAAGAUC